CUUCACAGCGUAGUUCGUCGGGGCAUUUUUCGGUGGUGGGAGCCAUGGAUGGCAACGAUGCCAUGAAGUUGAUACUGCCCAUUGCGGGUUUCGCUGUGGGCGUUUCAUUGCUACUCUACUUCUGGCCCAGGCCGCCCAAAGUCUUCUUGACUCGCGAGCGAAAGCGAGCACAGGUGGCUGAUGUCUACGAGCUCUCGCAUGACACGAAGCGGAUUAGAUUAUCCUUGGGCUCACCCACAACCACCUUAGGCCUCCCAGUGGGCAAACAUCUGGCCAUUUACGCGCCGAAUCCUGCCAAGUGCAUAUCAUCGGGCCUGUGGAAUGGCAAGCCGGACCCUGACAAGGGCAAAGAGGAGAUCGAGCGAAAGUAUACUCCCGUGACCGGCAACGAGCAGCCAGGCUACGUAGAUUUAGUGAUCAAGAUCUACAAGCCGGGGAAGGUCACGAUGCCGGACGGCAAGGAAACUCACUGGGAGGACGGCGGAAAGAUGGGCUUGUUCUUGGAUAGCAAACAGCCAGGGGACUGGAUAGACGUCAUAGGCUGGUCGUUUUGUGGUCGGUGUGUUUUUUUCGGGAGCCACAUGGGGCUGGGUGAUGAAGCAAUGAAAUUAGGGGUACGAUAUUUUCAGAUAAACCCACAUGUUUCAUGGAAGUUUAUAGGGGGGUUCUCUUCACCCCUAUGA
Cladocopium goreaui is the source of this 683-nucleotide messenger RNA. The record is from the annotation of a GenBank genome assembly. Lineage: Eukaryota; Dinophyceae; Suessiales; Symbiodiniaceae.